This is a messenger RNA of Caenorhabditis elegans, 1677 nucleotides long. RefSeq names its product Putative cytochrome P450 CYP13A3 (gene cyp-13A3). The transcript has 6 exons. The coding region runs from base 14 to 1576 and encodes 520 amino acids. Gene Ontology annotation, molecular function: monooxygenase activity; iron ion binding; oxidoreductase activity, acting on paired donors, with incorporation or reduction of molecular oxygen. Lineage: Eukaryota; Metazoa; Nematoda; Chromadorea; Rhabditida; Rhabditidae. The record is from RefSeq and is marked reviewed.
AAAAUUAUAGAAAAUGAGUUUAAGUAUACUUAUUGCUAUUGCCUUAUUCAUUGGAGUUUUCACAUAUUAUCUAUGGAUUUGGUCGUUUUGGAUGAGAAAAGGGAUCAAAGGGCCUAGAGGUCUGCCAUUUUUUGGAAUAAUUAAUGCUUUUCAAAGUUACGAAAAACCGUGGAUAUUACGGCUCGGAGACUGGACAAAGGAAUAUGGACCAAUGUAUGGGUUUACUGACGGAGUUGAGAAGACACUAGUGGUAUCUGAUCCAGAAUUUGUCCAUGAAGUUUUCGUGAAACAAUUUGAUAACUUUUAUGCUAGAAAGCAAAAUCCACUUCAAGGAGAUCCGGAUAAAGAUCCACGAAUCCAUCUUGUAACAUCACAGGGACACCGUUGGAAGCGUCUUAGGACAUUGGCAUCUCCAACUUUUUCGAAUAAAAGUUUGAGGAAAAUUUUUAGUACUGUCGAGGAAAGUGUUGCUGAGAUGAUGAGGCAUUUGGAAAAGGGAACCGCUGGAGGAAAAACUAUUGAUAUUUUAGAAUAUUACCAAGAAUUCACAAUGGACAUUAUUGGGAAAAUCGCAAUGGGGCAAUCUGGAUCCAUGAUGUUUGAAAAUCCAUGGCUAGACAAAAUUAGGGCGAUUUUCAAUACUCGAGGCAAUAUAAUCUUUAUAAUUUGUGGAAUCGUUCCUUUUACUGGAUCAAUUUUCCGAUGGUUCUUCUCAAAAGUUCCAACAGCUCAAACUGUCACUUCUCUAAUGCACACUUUGGAAAUUGCAUUGACGAAACGAGUAGAGCAAAGGGCAGCUGAUGAAAAAGCUGGAAUUGAGUCAUCUGGAGAACCCCAAGAUUUCAUUGAUCUAUUUCUGGAUGUUCAGGCCGAUACGGACUUUUUAGAAGAUGAAACAAAAAAUGGAUUUGCUAGAAGCCAAAUCGUAAAAGUGGAUAAACAUCUAACAUUUGAUGAGAUCAUUGGCCAACUGUUUGUUUUCUUGUUAGCUGGAUAUGAUACAACUGCCCUUUCCCUCUCAUAUUCCUCAUAUCUCCUGGCAAGACAUCCAGAGAUUCAGAAGAAAUUACAAGAAGAAGUGGAUAGAGAAUGUCCAGACCCUGAAGUCACUUUUGAUCAGCUGUCGAAAUUAAAGUACAUGGAAUGUGUGAUCAAAGAAACUUUGAGAUUGUACCCAUUAGCUUCAAUAGUUCACAAUCGGAAAUGCAUGAAAUCAACUACAGUACUCGGAAUGAAAAUCGAAGAAGGAACAAAUGUUCAAGCAGAUACAUGGACUCUACACUAUGAUCCAAAAUUUUGGGGUGAAAAUGCAAAUGAGUUCAAGCCUGAAAGAUGGGAAUCUGGAGACGAACAAGCUGUUGCAAAGGGAGCUUACCUUCCUUUCGGACUUGGACCCCGAAUUUGCAUUGGAAUGCGUUUGGCCUAUAUGGAAGAAAAGAUGCUUCUGGCACAAAUUCUGAAGAAAUAUUCUCUGGAAACAACUUUUGAAACCCAUAUUCCAUUGAAACUGGUUGGAAUCGCCACAACUGCGCCAACAAAUGUUCACCUAAAAUUGAAGCCCAGACAUUCCGAUUAACUUGGCUUUAUCAUUUCUUUUUGCCAAUUCUUCCCCCCAUUUUGUGUCUUGUUCUUGACACAGUUUGUGUUCUGUUUGAUAAAAAUGUGAUGAAUUGAGAA